UAUAUAACAACCCUAACCCCUCUCAUUUCCCACACCCUUUUCCAUCUCCAAUGGCUCCAACCUCCAUCGUCUUCUUCCUUCUCCUCCUCUCUCCGGCCGCCUACGCCGCCACACGAUACGACGUCGGCGGAACCGGCGGCUGGAACACCGGCGUCAACUACGACGAUUGGGCCGGAAACCAAAAAUUCGUCGUCGGGGACAGCCUCGUGUUCAAUUACGACGCGACCCACUCCGUCGAAGAGGUCACGGAAAACGACUACAAAAAUUGCAACAAGGGAUCGCCGAUAUCGACACAAUCCAAUAGCCCGACGACCAUCGCCCUUACGGCCGUCGGCACCCGUUAUUUCAUUUGCGCGCGAUCGAACCAUUGCGAACAAGGCAUGAAACUCGAGGUCGAUGUCGAGGCGGCGGCGGCCGGCGGGGGAGGCCCCCCGUCGUCUACUCCAGCGACGCCAGGCGGUGCUCCGCCGUCGACUAAUACUCCGGCGGCGGCGGUGACUCCGCCGCCGGCCGGUUAUAAUGGAGCUGCCAGCUCUAGUAGGGGUGGGGUGGUGGUUGGAUUGGCAAUUGGUUUGGUUGUUGUUUUGGGAUUGAGGGGGUAGGGAAGAGGCAAUGCUGUUUUAUAUUUUAAUUUCUUGUUAAUUAUGUUUUUUUUUUUCUUUUUCUUUUUAAUUAGUUGGGGUAAAUUGCGUGAAUAAUAUUUGUAUUUUAUUAUAAAUUUAUGUGUUUUAUAAUUCAUUUUUGCAUUAAUAAAAUAUUACGGAUUUGUUUAUUUA
Andrographis paniculata is the source of this 776-nucleotide messenger RNA. RefSeq names its product mavicyanin-like. NCBI's taxonomy places the organism in Eukaryota, Viridiplantae, Streptophyta, Magnoliopsida, Lamiales, Acanthaceae. The record is from RefSeq and is a predicted model, not a curated record. Gene Ontology annotation, cellular component: plasma membrane. Bases 51 to 602 code for a protein of 183 amino acids. The transcript has 2 exons. Gene Ontology annotation, molecular function: electron transfer activity.